Messenger RNA from Aspergillus caelatus, 2448 nucleotides. RefSeq names its product sulfatase family protein. The coding region runs from base 602 to 2308 and encodes 568 amino acids. NCBI's taxonomy places the organism in Eukaryota, Fungi, Ascomycota, Eurotiomycetes, Eurotiales, Aspergillaceae. Gene Ontology annotation, biological process: phenol-containing compound metabolic process. Gene Ontology annotation, molecular function: N-acetylglucosamine-6-sulfatase activity; arylsulfatase activity; glycosaminoglycan binding. The transcript is spliced from 6 exons. The record is from RefSeq and is a predicted model, not a curated record.
UAUUGAUACACAGCAAAAUACCUAACAAGAAUACUGUUAGUUGAUCUCUAGUGUCUCUAGUCCGACUCUCUGGACUGUCAGAGCAGCAACUACGCUGUGUUGGGGUUUUCCACAUCGUCUAUUCUUCGUCAACAAUUGGCUGUUCGCACAUUUGGCAUGCUGCUAAGCCUCAGAAGCUUAUGCAGUCCCUUCGCUUUUGACCCUGUGUUAAAUUAAACACUUGACCAGUCUACUAGUCACGUCUUACGUCGAUCAAGCUGCGCCCCACAUCGUACAUGGAAGGCCUUAAUGAGGGACGUCCCAGUCAUAUCUCUGCACUGUGUUGGCAUCCUAUGAUGGUGCUAACUAGACGAGCCAAGUGAUAUAAAUGGAAAAGCGAGGCUUGGUAUCAGGGUUUGCUUGCGAAGGCCUGACUGAAAGUGGAAAUGAUUGUACAGUCCCCAGAUCCUAUUGCACUUCAAUCACUGUGAUGAAGGGGAGGGGGUGGAAUAUCCCGUGUCUUGGCACGACAGCAUCUACUAUAAAAAAGUAAGACGGGAAUACUUCCAUCGAUAUUCACAUGAGGAAAUAGAUCAAAAGACCAUCGCCAAAUUCAUGCAUCAUGAUUUUGAAAUACAUUUUUUGGCUAUGGAUGGCAGCCGCGGCAGCCGUCGCGCAGGACGAGGAAAGCGCAGCAGCCAACAAGCCCAACUUCAUUGUUAUCCUCACCGAUGAUCAAGACCAGCAAUUGGAUUCGAUGAAAUAUAUGCCUAAGGUGAAGAAGCUUUUGACGGAUGAGGGUGUCUACUUCAACCACCACUAUGCGACAGUGGCGUUGUGCUGUCCUGCCCGGGCUAGUUUGUGGACUGGCAAAGCAGCUCACAAUACCAACGUCACUAGCCUCAAACCCCCCUAUGGUGGAUACCCCAAGUUCGUCGAAGAGGGAUGGAACUCCAAGUGGCUCCCGGUGUACAUGCAGAAAUCCGGCUACAAGACAUACUUCACCGGCAAGCUGAUGAACACCCAUAACACCAAAAACUACAUGAAUGGACUGAAAGAGAUGGGACUUGACGGGCAUGACUUCAUGAUCGAACCAGGAACUUAUCAAUACACUAACACGACGCUUCAACAUAACUUCGACAAGCCUAAGAGCUACCCCGGCGUGUACGCAACCGACCUACUAGCUAAUAAGUCAAUGGCCUGGAUCGAUGACGCAGCAAAGGCGAAGAAGCCAUUCUUCCUCGCAAUCAACCCGGUCAACCCGCACAACAACUACCAAUGGGGCAAGGGCUGGACUAAGCCAGUUCCAGCAAAGAGACACGAGGGAAAGUUCAAUGAUACCAAAGUUCCUAGAGGUGUUUCCUUUAACCCGGAUAAGCCAAGCGGCGCCGCCUGGGUCCAGGAGUUGAAGCAACUGUCCGAUGCCGUCAUCAAGGACAAUGAUCUAUUCUAUCGUCGUCGCUUACAGGCCCUCCAGGCUGUUGAUGACCUGGUCGAGACAACCAUUGAUACUCUGAAGCGCCAUAACAUGCUGAAUAACACCUACAUCAUCUACACCAGCGACAAUGGCUUCCACAUCAGCCAGCAUCGAUUGAUGCCCGGUAAACGCUGCCCGUACGAAGAAGACGUCAACGUCCCAAUGAUUAUCCGUGGCCCGGGUAUCCCCAAGGGCAAGACAGCCGACAUUGUCACUUCGCACUUGGAUAUUGCUCCUACUAUUGUGGAAUGGGCCGACGGCAAGGGACCGGGCGACUUUGACGGCUCUGUGAUUCCAAAAGAAGGAACCACGACCCCCGACGAGCCAUGGGAGCAUGUCGAAGUUGAGCACUGGGGAGCAGUCUCGGAUAAGAAUGAUAUCCUUCUGAGCGGGAAAGCGAAUACCUAUAAGGCUAUCCGAGUAAUCGGAGAUAAAUACAACCUUUUCUACUCGGUAUGGUGUGAGGGUGACCAUGAAGUCUACGACAUGUCGACCGACCCCCAUCAAAUGAACAACUUGUACAACUCUACGGAGAAGAUCCUCGGUGUAUCGAUGAAGAAGCUUGAGCAUCGUCUGGAUGCGCUAACACUAGUCCUGAAGACAUGCAAAGCCAAGACCUGCCAGCGUCCUUGGGAAGCGUUGCAUCCAGACGGAAAGGUGAAGACUCUCGUCGAUGCGUUGGACCCUAAAUACGACGAUUUCUACAACAAACAGAACCGGGUGAAAUUCAACGAAUGCUCCAGGGGAUACAUUGUCUCGAAUGAGUACCCGAUCAAAUAUCACACCUACGGAAACCGCUCGUCUGUAGAUGCUCGUGACGUAGAGGCAUUUGGGAAUUACGGAAUGUUUUGAUCAAAGAUGGAUUUUGAUUUGUUUGAUGAAGUGAAGGGGGGAGGGGGAACGGUAUUACACAGGUCUGUUUUCUUUGUAACCAUAUAAAAAGGGUGUGUGGUAUCCUAUUAGUAUUCAAUCUAUACAUUAAGGCAAGGCAA